UAUAUUAAAACUUUAAACCUAUCCGAAACGGUCAAACAACUCCAAGCAGCAACCAUAGAAAUUCCUAAUGACAAUUCUUAUACGAAAUACCUUUUUCUUCUUGGAUACUUUUACAUACAUGGGCUCGGCGUACAAAAAAAUAUCGAUUUCGCAUUUGAAUAUUUCAAAACUGCGGCAGAAAACGGCGAUGUUCUUGGUUCUCUAUGGCUAGGAAGUUGUUAUUUAGAAAAUAUAGGAACCCCGACGACCAACUAUGAAAACAACAAGAGAGAAGGGAUUCACUGGUAUGCAAAAUCGGCAAAAUCAGGAAACCAUGCAGCGCAAAGUUUCUUGGCGGAAUACUACACGCUGCAACCGAAUUAUGACCCCGUGAAAAGUUUCCGCUGGCGGAAUUUGGGAGCAGAAAAUGGAAAUCGAGCCGCACAACUAGUCACAGCGAGAUUGUAUAUUCAUG
Molecule: messenger RNA, 454 nt
Organism: Ambispora leptoticha
Lineage: Eukaryota; Fungi; Glomeromycota; Glomeromycetes; Archaeosporales; Ambisporaceae
Source: the annotation of a GenBank genome assembly